UUGCAUCUGAGAAAUUUUCCAGCGGCCAUUUUUCUUUUUAAUUUGACAAGUAGUGAAGACCACAACACGCGGUAACUUAUCCGCAAAUUUCUAAUAAAAACAUGGCACCCAGGUAUGAAAUAGCCGUGGGGCUCCAAAAAGGGCACAAAACCACCAAAAUCCCGUCGGGAAAAACCAAGGCCGACAAAGUACGUCCCGCCAGGUUGAAGGGAAUCCAGACCCAUCACACUAAAUUCGUCAGAGACUUGAUCCGGGAAGUUGUCGGACAUGCACCUUACGAAAAGAGAGCCAUGGAAUUGCUCAAGGUUUCUAAGGACAAGAGGGCCCUGAAAUUCCUGAAGAGACGUCUUGGCACGCACAUCAGAGCCAAGAGGAAGCGUGAAGAGCUCUCCAACAUCCUCACCCAAAUGAGAAAGGCUGCCGCCGCUCACAAAUAG
Molecule: messenger RNA, 437 nt
Organism: Ceutorhynchus assimilis (cabbage seed weevil)
Lineage: Eukaryota; Metazoa; Arthropoda; Insecta; Coleoptera; Curculionidae
Source: the annotation of a GenBank genome assembly